AUGAACAGACGGCUUUUAUUUGAUAACAGCGGGUCGUCCUCACCCUGCAGAGGCUCUCCAACACCCACAAGAGGUUCCCCAACACUCACCAGAGGUUCCCCAACACCCCGUGGAGGUUCCCCAACUCUCCGCGUUAGCUCUCCAGAAGGAACGCCUCCUUCAACACAGGAAGUUCGCCCAAAAGUCAUUUUGCAUAGGAAUGGUCGGCCAAAAAGCACUGCCAGACAAUUCAUGCACAUGGCUGACCUCGUGUCAGACAAGGGUUACCGUUUGGGUCCAAAAAUCGGGGACGGUACGUACGCGACAGUUCGAGUAGUGGAAAGGGAGCGUGAUGGCACGAUACUUGCAGUGAAAAUUGUGGACACCAACUUACGUCCUAAUACUACAUACGUUAAACACUUCCUACCGACAGAGCUGAGCAUUUCUAUCUGUUUAAGUCACAAAAACGCCAUCAACAUCCAUGAAAUCAUUCAGAGUGAAGGACUCAUUUUCAUCAUCAUGGAUUAUGCUGUGCGCGGUGAUCUACUGACCCAUAUUAGACAAAAUGGCAAUAUGUCGGACACGGAAGCACGCGAAAUGUUCCUAGGAAUCGCCCGUGGAGUAAAGUAUCUCCAUGACAACGAUAUAUCACACCGGGAUAUUAAAUGUGAAAAUAUUUUCCUAAUGAAGGACAAAACUCCUGUGAUCGGGGACUUUGGAUUCGCCAAACGUAUUCGUUUCGUUGACGGAAAACCAUGUCCUAGUACAUCAUACUGUGGCAGCAUGGCAUACGCCUCCCCUCAGUUGUUGCUCAACAAACCGUACGAUCCGAAGAUGAAUGACAUCUGGAGCCUCGGGUGUGUCCUUUAUAUCAUGAUGUGUGCAACCAUGCCUUAUGAUGACAUGGGUUUGUGUAAAAUGCGCAGAAAUGGGGUGAUUGAGAAGGUCAUGUUUCCACUUCAGGUGGUGGACAAGCUACAUCCCGAUUGUAAGGACCUUAUAUAUAACAUGCUUGAAGCUGAAACUGAUCAAAGGCUCUUUAUAGAAGGAGUCCUAGCACAUCCAUGGCUGAGUGAGGUCACGUGA
This is a messenger RNA of Ylistrum balloti, 1065 nucleotides long. Its product is annotated as testis-specific serine/threonine-protein kinase 2-like. Lineage: Eukaryota; Metazoa; Mollusca; Bivalvia; Pectinida; Pectinidae. Gene Ontology annotation, cellular component: cytoplasm. The transcript has a single exon. Bases 1 to 1065 code for a protein of 354 amino acids. Gene Ontology annotation, molecular function: tau-protein kinase activity; ATP binding; protein serine/threonine kinase activity. Gene Ontology annotation, biological process: protein phosphorylation; intracellular signal transduction; microtubule cytoskeleton organization. The record is from RefSeq and is a predicted model, not a curated record.